AUGAAGUUCACAGCCGUCCUGUUCUUCCUCGCGGCAUGCAGCGCUGAGCACCAUCACCGCCGAGAGGGAACAGACUAUGGCAUCAACCUGGCCUCAAUCUCCAGCGCAUUAGAGCAUAUGACGGCCAACCAAACCGCCAGCGCCAACUUCGCCAACAUUUCCUCGCCGCCCAAGUCCCUCAUCCCAGAGAUCCUCUCGGUAGUACCCGUCUCGGUGAUCUGGGAAUUGGUCAAUCCGGCCCAGCGCAGUUCCUUAGCCAGCCAGUUCAAGGCAGGAAGCACACCCGCCUGGUAUAGCAAUCUACCGACCGACGUGAAGAGCUACAUGUCCGUGGUGAAAUCGCAGAUCUCCGGCGGCGCAUUGACAGCCACUACGGGCUUAGCGUAUGAGACGCCGACCGCCACCGCAACUGGGUCAGAGUCAGGAUCGACAGAUGGAGCAAGCGGAAGUGCAACUGCAAGUGGAAUGGCAUCGACAUCCACUGGUGGCGCUGCACAGGCCACGGGACUCACCGUAUCAGUGAUGGGGGCCAUGGGCGUGCUUGGGCUGGCACUAGCUCUGUGA
This is a messenger RNA of Penicillium antarcticum, 564 nucleotides long. RefSeq lists its product as uncharacterized. Lineage: Eukaryota; Fungi; Ascomycota; Eurotiomycetes; Eurotiales; Aspergillaceae. The record is from RefSeq and is a predicted model, not a curated record. The coding region runs from base 1 to 564 and encodes 187 amino acids. The transcript is spliced from 2 exons.